Messenger RNA from Pieris macdunnoughi, 1026 nucleotides. The record is from the annotation of a GenBank genome assembly. NCBI's taxonomy places the organism in Eukaryota, Metazoa, Arthropoda, Insecta, Lepidoptera, Pieridae.
AUGAUACCACCUUCCAUCGGCACAGCACAGGAGAACCAGCCCAAAAUGACCUAUCAACAACGACGAGAUCUUAGAGAACUUACUAGAGAAAUCAUCAGAGAAGCCCGCGUUUCGAAUAGUCAGAAGUCAAUGUCGCCUGGAGCUCGAGACAGAGUCGGAGAGAGAAAACCAAUCACCAUUUCAUAUGGAGGAUUACCCAUGACAUCGCAACAGGGUAACAUAAUAAUUCGCAAAAGGCGCGGUAAUCUACCAAAAGCGUCGGUGAAAAUAUUGAAACGAUGGCUGUAUGAACAUCGGUAUAAUGCAUAUCCCAGUGAUGCUGAAAAACUAGCUCUUAGUCAGGAGGCCAACCUAACGGUUCUACAAGUAUGCAACUGGUUCAUAAACGCCCGUCGCCGUAUUCUGCCCGAGAUGAUCCGUCGCGAGGGUCAAGAUCCUCUUCAUUACACCAUCUCAAGGCGCGGUCGGAAACAACUCAAUUCAAGUGAUGCAGAUGCUGAGGUCGAUGCCAGCGCUAGCAACCUUGUGGUUACUGCCUGGGAUGGCUCUGAGAUUGAGGGCGAGGGCGAAGGCGAGAGCGGUCGGGACCACGACUACGGCGACGGUCUGCUCGUGUACAGAAGCGAUGGUGAGGGAACUGACCGGUCCCACGACGAAUAUUCCGAGGACAAGUACGAUCCUGCCGUUUGGCACUCCGUCAUCCGCUACGGCGCUGAUGACGCACAUCCGGCCGCACGCGGAUCGGCAGCAGUAGUGACGGUCCGCACCAUGGACGGUGAAACCGUGGAAGGCGAAGUUCAGAUGGAGACGGAUGAGGCGAGCGGAGCAGACACGAGUACAGCCAGCUGGCCCCAGAUCGCUAUACCGCCGAUGCCCAAAACUGCACGCCGUCGCCUUCAGGUUGUGGGAACUAGCGUGCCAGAGACACGUGUAGAGAAAGACAAGUUCAAGUGUCUGUAUCUGCUGGUGGAGACUGCGGUUGCUGUACGCCAACGAGAAAAGGAACAAGACGAACUCCCCGUCUAG